Molecule: messenger RNA, 302 nt
Organism: Caenorhabditis elegans
Lineage: Eukaryota; Metazoa; Nematoda; Chromadorea; Rhabditida; Rhabditidae
Gene: Y49F6C.7
Product: Cytosolic protein
Exons: 3
Coding region: 1-201 (66 amino acids)
Source: RefSeq, marked reviewed
AUGCCUCCCCGAGAAGAGCACCAAAACUUGGAAGAGAACUACCAACCGGCUAGAACUCCGUCCUUCAGCGCAACGAGUUGGUCGCCCAGAUUCAGGUGCAGCUGGAUAUCAACCGCCAAGAGAUCCGAGCGCGGGAACGAGAGCAGGCAAGAUUGUUGCGAGACUUGCGGGAGAUGGAUAAUCGGAUCCGAAUCGAGAUGAUGAACCUGCGUGCAAGAGUGCUGGAAGAAAACCGUGAUGUUUAAUUUCUCGCUGCGUUUGAAAUUUAGUUAUAAUUUCUCAAUAAAUCCUAUUAAAUUAAA